UCGAGGCAGACAUUUUUCAAUGCAAGAUUUUUCCUUGCAUAAAUUAUGUUCAUGACGUAGUGCAAAAAGGCCAAUUUUGUGGCAAUUUUGUCCGACUUUACAGCUCAAGUAGGACCUUGUGAGACACCUCAAGGAUUUUUGAUUAUCUGAACUGUUGCAGAAAGGGCAUCGUCAUUAAAUAUUAAGAGAGAGGAGAUCCUAACAUUGCAACCCUCCUUAUCAAUGCAAAUACCUCUUUUGUGUGCAGUCACAGCGCCUGUCUGGGAGCUGAGAUGAAUUUUUAAUUAUGUGUGACUGAAACAAACUGUGACACGGACCUUUAUAAAAGCGGGGGAUUACAGAAAAUAAGCUGCAUUUACGCGAAUGUCAGGAAAGCAGUGACUGUGGUGGUGCAGCGAGCCAUGAACUCCCAGGAUCACCCCGCCAAAGAUGCCCCACUUACUGUCAAUGAGCAGCCAUUCACUGUCUGACUGCAGAAGUCUUUUUUCAGCCAUUUAAAUCCUGCACUUUGAAAUUCCCUGCCAAAGACAACCAGGUCAUUGUGAUGUCUGGCCAUGAGACUAUUCGUGUGCUAGAGGUAGAGGUCGAUGCGUCUCUGCCAUCAUCAGCACCUGAUGGGAAGAGCGAAGGCAAAGCUGAGGAGGGAGUGGCUCGGCCUGCAGAGCAACCUGAGGCUGGCAGCACACAGGAUGGCCCCGCUGCGCCCCAGAGCACAGGCGGAGGAGUGCUGGGCGAGCAGCAGGUGGUAUCUGUAGAGGCUCCUGCCCCUGCUGUCCAAACGCUGACCUCUGCUGUUCCCGUCAGUUUGUCCCUGUCACAGCCCCAGGCCACCAUGCCCAUCACGGUACAAGGCUGUCCACAGGUGCUGACCCAGGAGAGUUUGGCCACUCUGAUGACUGGUAUGAUGGCCCAGACAGGAUCCCUGGGGCAGCCACUGCUCAUCCCCCUCAGUAUGGCGGGCUCCAUUGGUGGUCAGGGUGGUCUGGCUGUUCUCACCUUGCCCACUACCAAUGUAGCCACUCUCCCCGGGCUCACAGCAGCUAACACAGCCGGAAACCUUCUCAAGCUGCCCUUUGCUGGCCUCCAAGCUGCGACAGUCCUGAACUCAGUCCAGCCCCAGCUGCAGACAAACGCACAGACGGUGUUCCAGCCUCAAGCAACCUCCAUCCAGCCGGUGCAGGUGACAUCUCAGCCAACACAGGUAACCAACGCACAGGUUACCACUGCUCAGGUGGCGGCAGCCCAAGCGACCUCGGCCGCCACCACCGUCUCUCAGUCCAACAUAUCUUUAGCAGCACUCCAGACUGCAGGACUCUCCAUCAAUCCUGCCAUUAUCAAUGCAGCUUCUUUGGGAGCUCAGCCCCAGUUCCUCAGUUCCCUCACCUCCACUCCCAUCAUCACCAGUGCCAUGUCCAACAUGGCUGGCAUCACCAGCCAGAUCAUCACAAAUGCCCAAGGACAGGUCAUAGGAACCCUCCCGCUGUUAUUGAACCCAGCCUCUUUGGCUGGAGGAGCUGCGACACCCACCCUCCCCCUCCAGGGUCUCCAGGGCCUCCAAGGUCUCCAGGGUCUCCAGGGUCUCCAGGUCCAGACUGUCACCCCACAGCUGCUCCUCAACACCCAGGGCCAGAUCAUCGCCACAGUAGGAAAUGGAUCUGCAGUCGCAACUUCCGCUGCAGUUCUGCCCAAAGCUGCUGCUCCUCCAACGCUUACCAAACCCAUCACACAGGCUUCAGUAACAACUGUCAGUCAAUCACCGAUUGUCAUCGCGCCACAGCCGUCUGUACUGAAGACUGCCACCACGCUCUCCUCCACUGUGCCCAUCACCUGCGGAGACAUAGCAAAAGUGGGCCAGCUUGUCAGCAAACCCCAGCAGGUAGUAAGCAGCGAGGAAGGCAUUAAUCUGGAAGAGAUUCGAGAGUUUGCCAAGAAUUUCAAGAUCCGUCGGCUGUCCUUGGGGCUUACUCAGACACAAGUAGGCCAGGCUCUGACUGCUACUGAGGGUCCGGCCUACAGCCAGUCUGCCAUUUGCAGGUUUGAGAAGCUGGACAUCACGCCCAAGAGCGCUCAGAAGCUGAAGCCGGUGUUAGAGAAGUGGCUGGCUGAAGCCGAGCACUGGAACCAGAAAGGCCAGCAGAACCUGAUGGAGUUUGUUGGCGGCGAACCGUCUAAAAAACGCAAGCGGCGCACUAGUUUCACACCGCAGGCAAUAGAAGUUCUCAACUCCUACUUUGAGAAGAACGCGUUGCCAACGGGCCAGGAGAUUACAGAAAUUGCCAGAGAGCUGAACUAUGACCGAGAGGUUGUGCGAGUGUGGUUCUGCAACCGGCGACAGACGCUGAAAAACACAAGCAAGAUCAAUGUCUUCCAGGUUCAGUAGCGACCUCGUUCUGAGGGGGUUCGCCACUGAGCUUAGGUCGUUUUCGGAAGUUGAACUUUUAUUACAGCAGCACAGUUGUGGAUUGUGUUGUAAAUACAAGCCAGACUCCAUUCCAGAAAAUGAGGGAAAUAACACAUAACUCAAGUGUUGAUGCUGAUGACAGAGAACUAAAGAUGAAUUGUGUUUGUAUUUUAAGGCUGUAUAUGUGUACACAACUCCUCUGUGGUGGUAAAAAAAAAAAUCUAACUGCAUGGUCCUUUUAUCAUAUACAGUGAAGAUAAUACCGUGAUAAUAACAUGCCAUAUUUAAAAACAUUUGAACUUUUAUACAAGUGGUUUUAUAGGCUAUUCCUCUGAAGUAUAUGAAGUGGCAGUGCAUUGAGUCACAUUGAUUUUAGUCACAUAAUUGUCACUUUGGCACAUCAGCUGACGUAAAACUGAUAUUUGAAUAACGUGCUUUUGCCGCCAUGGACAUUUUAAAAAGUUCUCGCUAAUCAUUUAUUUUAUAUUCAUGUAGUAUUUGUACUGCACGAGCAGCUUUGCAAACAUAAAUAAGAUUCUGACAGAAAGAAGAGUGUGUAGCAUAGACUGUACAGAAAAGAUGGACGAUGCGUCUCCACUUCCUCCCAUUGUAUAAAAAUGAAGCCAAAAUAUCUGAAUAUGGCCGCUGCCGUCUGAUGCUGGCGACGUCAUUUGGAGCCAGACUCUGGCACCAUAGUGAUCUCCACAUUAUCGAGUUCCUGCUCAUACAUGUGUCCAAUCAAUCGCAAGCAGCGACAUUGAUUGCGAGCACACCGAUUGGCACACAUAGCUAUUGUCAUGCCCAUUUUUUUAAUAGUAUCAAAUAACUAAUUAAAACCAAAGGUAUCAGAAACAUGAACACUUGAACAUACAUGUGUGAUAAGGACUACCUAAAAUGACAGAAACCAUCUUUGGAAAAAGAUUAUAAGGCAUGUACUUCAGUGUUUUAGUUUGGCCCACGUCCAAUCCGCUAACCUGAUGGGGGCAGGGUUUAGGACAUGUACUCCAGCCAGCCACUGGGGGGCGAUGGAGGUGUUUUGGCUUCACUUUUAGGGAGCUGUCGUGUCGUCCAUCUUUAUUAGGGCACAGUCACACAUGAGCGACUGUUGACGAGUGACCAUCACCUGCUGAGGCAAUAUUCGUGCCUGUGGGACGGACACAGAAAGCUAGCUUGUUAGCCAAUGUCGGUAAAGAUUCUCAGUCAUCCAGGUCGUGGUAAUCUUAAGUGCUAUAUCAGUGCCAACUGGACUUGCUUGAGUUUCUGAAAUUGUUUCACCUCUCAUCCAAGAAGCUUCUUCAGUUCUAACAAACUGGUGCAGAGUUGCAGGCUCCAGGUUAACACCCAUUCACACCUGGACCGAUCUAACCCCAGCAACACACAAGAUGGCCGGUUGGGUCAGUGACUUAGUGCAUUAGAACUGAAGAAGCUUCUUGGAUGAGAGGUGAAACGUCUUCAAGAAACUCAAGCAAGUCUGGCUUGCUAGCUAAUGUUAGCUAUGAUGUCAUUGGUACAUUUACCAUUUUAUUAUGUCCCAAGUCUGUCACCUGACUGACUGCUAGCAAUACAGCAUCUUUCAUGUGGCACAGUUUAUAUUUUAUGGCCAAAAUCACACAGUAUCGGCAACAAUCAGUGUCCUUUCCACACAUACUCCUUUGCUAUAGGUUGAGGCUGUGACUUCGCUGGUCAGAAUUCACAAAGUUCAACUCCAUGUGAUGCCAACAUGCUUUGCAACCAGAAGCGAAUGCUUUAUUUGCAGCUCUGCUCGCACUGAAUUGAAGUGAGUGGAAGGUGAAUAUUCACUGGUGUGUAUUUUGCUCAUGUGUGACCGUGCCCUUACACAGUCUACGGUCUGUGAACUAAAAGCCUGUAACAUUAUUUCGUUGAGUUGUCCAAAGCAGUGGUUCCCAACUGGUGCAGCCACAGGGUCCAGAUUUCUCCUCAGUCAGUAGUUCAAGGCCCAUUUUGAAAUACAGUGAAUUUCUGGCAUAUAGCUUUUAUUUCAAAACCCCAUUUCCUGCUGUAGAGUCAAUGACUAACGGACUAGCUUGACACCUUCUCAAACCACUUGCAGUCCGUUCAGAAUGGACCUGUGACCCACCAGUUGGGAACCACUAGUCUAAGGAACACCAAAAAUUACUAUCUCUGGACUCCUGACUCUGCAACAACUUUUUGGGACAAUCAUCAUUUUGAUAUUAUUGAUAAUCACAAAGAUGAAAAUAUCAGUAUUAAUUUCCUCUUGUUUGACUUUUUUAUGAUUAUUCUUAAGCGUAAAAUGUGUCACGCAGUUGGGUGUCCAUAGAGAGCGUCAUUUCUGAUGUUCCAUGGACAACAGGUUCUUAUCAGAAUAAUAUAGCUUCAGCUAUUGCAUAUGAUGCCACAACUGUAAACUGAUUUUAUUAUUAUUAUUUUUAUUAUGUUUGUUUCAUGUGUGAGUUACUGAUCAUGCAGACACACACAGCGUAUGUGUGUGUGACACACAGUAUGUGUGUGAAUUCACCACAGUCUGUUCUGUUUAAUGUGCUUCUAAUAGAGUAUUUUGUGUUUCUUCUUCACCCACUGUUGUGACUGUUCCCUUCGUGGCUUGACAGCGCUUCUGCUGCAUUUCUUAUCUCAAGUUAGACCAAUUAUAUUUUCAAAAUAGGAGCUUAAUUGGCCUAUUCUGAAGUCAACUUAAAAUAGUCUCAUGUUGCCUAGAAACAUUAGCGCCAGACUUUAGAUACUCUUGCUAAGCCUUAUAUCAGUCAAAGUACUGAAUUAAAAAAUGGAAUUAACUGUUCAGCCAAGGAAGGGGAGGUUUGUGGUUUAAUGUGUUAUGACUUUCAAUCUGAAUGAGUUCAAAGGGUGUUUGCAUGUGCAGUAUGAAGUUAUUUUCCGUAGGAACAAUACUGUGGUGGUUUUCUUUCUCUUUGCCAAUUCUUCAAGAAUUCUUUGCACUUUAGUGACAGCAGGGGAAGUGAAAGGGUUACGAAUGGUUUAUUUACAGUGCAAGGUUUCAGUUAUGUGUGUGGGAGAAUUUCAUUUCUGCAUUCUUGAACAGCUUUGCAAAAUGUAGCAGUGCCCGCAAACUUUGCAAUCAUCGAGUCGACAAGCAACAUCUAUCGCUAAGAUUAAUGGACUUUUUAUGCAGAUAAAAUGUAAGAUACUGCAGAUUAAAUAUAAAAAGCGUAUAUGCAUUAAUCUUUGAGUUUGUGAAUUAUAUGGUGCAUUUUAUGGUCCACUGCAUAUUUUCAUUUUGACUGAUUUUGAAUAAGUAGGCCUGUAAUGCAGUGGACAUGCAGUACACCUAACCAUAAAGAUAAUUAAUAUUUCAAAGGUCUUGCUUUAACAUGUGUUCAGUAUAUAUAAUAUUGUUUAAUAUACUAAGUUAUCAAUAGAGAAAAGAAAUGCUAAAUUAUAAUAAUAAUAAGAUAACAGUUAUUAGUCAUCUGAUUCUGCAAAGCACAAAGUCCAGAUAAAAGGGAAAAACAGAAGUUGGAUGCUUUUUGUCAUUUUCUGUCAGAUAAAUCAA
Messenger RNA from Epinephelus fuscoguttatus (brown-marbled grouper), 5909 nucleotides. RefSeq names its product POU class 6 homeobox 1 (gene pou6f1). Gene Ontology annotation, biological process: regulation of transcription by RNA polymerase II. The transcript has 12 exons. Bases 545 to 2380 code for a protein of 611 amino acids. Lineage: Eukaryota; Metazoa; Chordata; Actinopteri; Perciformes; Serranidae. The record is from RefSeq and is a predicted model, not a curated record. Gene Ontology annotation, molecular function: DNA-binding transcription factor activity, RNA polymerase II-specific; RNA polymerase II cis-regulatory region sequence-specific DNA binding.